UUCAUCAAAGGAUGUUUCGUUUGUGUCACAUUUAAAUUGACAGUCUAUAAGCUAGACCAUACAGUCUCACACGAGUAUUUUAGUCUUGCAAAGAAUAUUUGAGGCCUGUCACACUGCGGGCCUGCAUUUUCUACAACGAAGGCGUGAGCACCGUCGCAGCUGCCGCAGUUAAACCCCGUCUCUGGUUAAAAAUUGGAGAAAACUCUGUAAUUUGCGACAAUGGCGGCCAAUGGCGAUACUACGUUGGGAAACGCGCUUGGAAGACGACCAGAUCCCGCCGUGGUGGAGGAGUCGCAUAAGGCAUUGGCCAGGAUCGAAUCAGAACUUGCAUGGAAAAUCGAAAUAAUUGCUUCUCUUCCCAAUCCGCCAGACAUGGAUUCUGAUCUCUGCCAGUCUGCAAAGGCUGCUAUGGAGGCGGAAGCUAUGAGAAUUGCGGAAAAGGAGAAAGAAGCGUACAAAUCUAUCAUUCAGCUCGAGGAAUUCUACCAAAUGUUUGAUAAUACGGUGAAAAGUUCUACUACAGAGAUUGUGGAUGAACCGAAGAAUCCAGCCAUCACACCAGCUCAGGCGGAAGUGCUUUCGAAAAACGGCAGCCUUAAGCUUAACUUCAACGAGCUUCUGCAGGACCUCAGAGGGCUUAUUCUCUUCAAUGUGCCCGACUCUGCACAGAAACUGAGCGCCGUUUCCAAACUUGACCUCUCUAAUAACAACAUGCGGGAUCUGCCUGAGUCCGUCACAAGUCUGAUGAAUCUGAGAAUUCUGGACAUCCGUUCAAACCAGCUCAAAUCGCUGCCUCGCUUCAUGGGCCGGCUAACAAAACUUAAAGUCCUGAACGUUUCUGGAAACUCAAUUGCAGAGCUUCCUGAAAGCAUUCAAGAUUGCAGCACGCUGGAAGAACUGAUUGCGGAUUUCAACGAGCUAAAGCGGCUGCCAGAGUCCCUGGGAUUCGACCUAGUACAGCUGCGAAAGCUCUCACUGCGCUCCAACAAGCUUUCAUUCCUCCCCGCUUCCGUCUCUCAUAUGACGUCUCUGCGCAUUCUGGACUUACACAUGAACAAGCUCCUAUGCCUUCCCAUGGACAUGGAAAAUCUGAUCAAUCUCGAAAUCCUCAACGCCAGUUGCAAUUUCAACUACCUGACAGCUCUGCCAGAAUCCAUUGGUGCCCUGGUUUCUCUCAUCGAGUUGGACGUGAGUUAUAAUCAAAUUAAAGCCCUCCCUUAUUCUGUCGGUUGUUUGGAGGAGUUGGAGCAGCUAAAUUUGGAGGGGAACCCACUAGUUAUGCCGCCACCGGAGACGGUCAAUGAAGGUGUCCACGCUGUCAAGGAAUAUUUGAGCAACCGCCUCAAUAAGAUCAGCGAAAGGCCUAAUUUGUCCUGUUUGUCGCGUUCACGUAGAUGGCCAAGUUCCAGGGUUGUGCUGAAUGGUAAAAAAGAAGCAAUGACGUGGCAAGAGGGCAGGUCCGAAGAAGAUGACUUGGCUGUGUCGUCUCGUUGCUUUUUCACCUCGAGCGUUUCCACCACGCCUAGACGCAGUACUCAGUAUCUCGACUCGCCUCCCAAUUUUUAAAUAUUUUCUCUUCACAUUUCACAAGUGUUUGGUUUUCAGUUCAAAUCUCAGAACUCACAAAAUUAAAAAAUAUUCUAGAAUCAUGGCGGUGCAAGUUAAGCUAUACCCUUUAUAAGUCCCCGUAAGAAGUUUACUUUUAAACUAGUUAGUCUAAACAUUGAAAAAGAUAGCUUUAAGUCGCUGAAAUUUAUAUAUAUGGUGUGUAGCGUUAAGCCGCUGAAAUUUAUAUAUCUAUGCUGUGUAGCUUUAGACACGAAUGAUCUUUUGAGAUCCUUUUAUGUAAGGGAAAAAAAAAGUUUCCUACCAAAAAUUUUGAUCAAUAUAAAAAAAUAAAAUUGUGUUGGGC
Molecule: messenger RNA, 1912 nt
Organism: Cryptomeria japonica (Japanese cedar)
Lineage: Eukaryota; Viridiplantae; Streptophyta; Pinopsida; Cupressales; Cupressaceae
Product: plant intracellular Ras-group-related LRR protein 7
Exons: 5
Coding region: 220-1566 (448 amino acids)
Molecular function (GO): protein binding
Source: RefSeq, a predicted model, not a curated record